Messenger RNA from Penicillium expansum, 1197 nucleotides. RefSeq lists its product as uncharacterized. NCBI's taxonomy places the organism in Eukaryota, Fungi, Ascomycota, Eurotiomycetes, Eurotiales, Aspergillaceae. The transcript has 2 exons. The record is from RefSeq and is a predicted model, not a curated record. Bases 1 to 1197 code for a protein of 398 amino acids.
AUGGCUUCGAAAACCCCCCAGGUCCCCUCGUCGUUGGAAAACCUACCAUCUGAGAUCCGACGUCAUAUUCUCUCAAUGGUGAACGUUGACAGUCUCAAGGCCCUGGUGCAAGCCUCUCCCGUUUACUUCCAUCAAUACCGACUAGAUCGCAAGCUUUUACUCUGUCAAAGUCUGGAGUCGACAUUGGGCAGCGUGACUGCUGAUGCCUAUGCAGUCCACAGGUCCAACUCCAUUGGAUUUUCAGGGAAACGCACCACAGAAGGAGUUCAAGCUUUCAUUACAUUCUACCGCACAAUCAGGUCUCAAGCCUGGUCUUCACCUCUCCACAAAGUUGUCAGCACGAGAGGGGUCACAUCCAUGAUCAAAUUUCACUGCUCGAUUAUUCAACCCUUGAUGCGAUGUUUUGUGACACAAGCAUUGAGCAAGCUCACCAAAGUGAAGAAAGGAUCCCAGAUUGAAGAGACUUUGAGCAGGACAGAAGAGACACGACUGAUGCGCGCUUUUUAUCGAUACCAACUUUGUCACAAUCUCUAUAGCCUCGAAACGAGAGAGUUUUAUCCCUCUGCGGACUGGCUCUCUAUCUCCAAUCGCAUUCAGAGUGACUUCUUGUGCAUCUUUAACCCCUGGGAGGCAGAGGAGAUAUCUUGUAUUAGUUACUUCUCCGAAAGAAAGCACAAGCAGGUCCGCGACAAUCUUUACUUGCACAUGGACCACAUGGACCGGGAGAAGUUCGACUUUAAUUCUGAUGUUCACGACAAAAACCGUGAUAGUGUGCUCAAGACACCGAUGCCCCGCGGCCUCGAGAUGCUACACUUCAUCUAUGUCAAGAUCGAAUCUCGUCACAACAUGGUUACCAGGAUGCAAAGUUUCAUUAUCCGGUCCCUUAGCAACUUGCUCAAUGAUCCUCACUACGCCUUCGAUGGACACUUACAAAGGUAUCAACAAUGCGCUCAGCCUGAGAACUCGCUCAUCUUCCAAGGUGACCAGUGUUUCACACUUCCACCGCUGGCCUGGACGAGGGUGUGUGGUGGGGGUGGUUACAAAUAUUUAUUUCAGGGGUUCCCUCCAUCCGCCUUUCGCCAAUGGGGAUGGGUCAUGUGGGACGCAGCCCGUUUCGAGCGCCUGGGCGCUGACCAUUUGAUGAUGCAACAAUGGAACGAGGAGAGCCGGCAUCACUUUGGGUAUCCGUACUGGUAG